CGCGCGCACACCGGAAGUAUUCUCGUGAAGGAUUUCCAACUUAUUUCUAACAUUCAAUCGGUUUAUUAUUCCAAUAAAUCAGGGGAUCCAUAUUUUUUCACUAUUGUCAAAUCAGCGAAUUUGGAAAGUGUAGAAAUUAAUCAGGAGAAUGUUGCCUUUCUUCGUAAAUAAAGAAAAAGGUCAAGAAUUUAUAGUUUCUACAAAAAUACAUAGAUGCAAGUUACUACCCUCCUUCCCUAAUAGUGUUUUAAAAUGUAAAUACAUUCUUUUUACAUUUAAUUAAUAUUACUUUAUUCUCAAUAAAUAAAUGUUUAUUUCUAAAAAAAAUAUGCAGGAGUCUAUAUAACGAGAACUGCAGGGUGGUGAAUCUUUAAGAUGUUCGUUAAAAAUAAAAGGAAAUGAAAAAUGGCUCCAAUCUUUCAAUGUAGUGGUUAUAAGUUUGUUUAUCAGAAAAUUUUUUACUAUUUGUGCAAUAUAUUCUAGUGUAGCAAUAAAUACAUCAGCAACAAGAAAGAAAAGAUAAAGAAAAUGCUGUUUUGAAAAUUUAAUUACGGUUUUGAAAUUUUGCUAUAAACCUGAAUUUUUAAUCAGUUCUAAAUUUUUCUGAAUAAAAGUAUUACGAUGGAUGAACUAAAACUAUAUGUAUCAAUAUUAAAAGUCGUGAAAGUUAUUAGAGAUAUUUUUGACAAAGAAGCGAGAAGAACGCUUAGUGGAAAUAAUUCAAGUUUGGUGCUUUGCUCGUAUUUUGGAUUGAAUUGAAUAUCUCUCGAAACGACGGAUGCACCCGCUGAAUUACGCCAAGCCUCUUUCGAACUUGUCGAACGUCAAAGUCGGUACGCCGGUGCCUCCAGCAAGGAGAAGUACAUACUCGACGCGUGCCAGUCCUCUGAUCAGAGAGACCGCUCGGCUGUAUUCUGCAAGUCUAAGAAGCGUAUAUAGAAGAUUAAAAACACCAAGUAGAGACGAAAGAAGAGAAGUGGAAAUAGUGAAAAAGGGUAGGACGUCAGCAAGAACAAGCAGAGAUAUCUUGAACGAAGGGUCUUUCCAUUUGGGUGUUAGGGGUACACAGUCCCCUGGCCAAAACAAGGGGAUGUUGCAACGUCGACUAGUUUUUCAAAGUGGACAAACUGUGUAUUGAGGAGGAGCGCCCACGAGGAGACUAGUCGAGGCAAUGACAGAAUGCCUCCGUUUUCAUUCCAACGACAAGUUCCAAUUGGACUAGAACAGACACAUAUCACCAACUUCAUUUCUGUGAUUUUUCUAAUUACAAUCUUCUUUAACCAUUAUCAAGUAACAUGCCUCAUAAGCAAUUCUAUGGAUGAAUGGAUGAGUGAAAAUUCUGUGGUAUGUAAUGGAAUACCAGGUUUAACUAAGGAACAACGAGAACUAUGUCAUAAAAAGCCGGACGUAACAGGUGCUGCUGUGAAGGGUCUUCAGUUGGCUAUAUCUGAAUGUCAGCAUCAGUUUAUGUGGCAUAGGUGGAAUUGUUCUUCUCUUACACCUAGCAGCAGAACACAACAAAGCAGUGUUUUACUUCAAAGAGGAUAUAAAGAAACAGCAUUUGCUUAUGCUAUUUCAGCGGCUGGAAUAGCUCACAGUGUAGCUCGUGCAUGCAGUAUGGGGCGUUUAUUAUCCUGUGGUUGCGAUCCUUCAAGUUACAAAGGAAAAGCAGUUACCAAAGAUAGAAAUAUUCAGUGGAAAUGGGGUGGAUGUUCUCACAAUGUUGAAUAUGGAAUGGACUUUUCAAAACAGUUCCUAGAUUCUUUAGAAAAAGCUGGAGAUAUACAAUCAACUGUCAAUUUACAUAAUAAUCGAGCUGGUAGAUUAGCCGUUGCAAGUACAAUGCAAGUUCGAUGCAAGUGUCACGGCAUGUCAGGUUCUUGUGAAUUAAAAACUUGUUGGAAGGUAGCAUCAGAAUUCCGAGUUGUAGGAAAAACACUCAAGGAUCGUUUUAGGAAAGCUAUACUUGUUGCACAAAGUAAUUUGGGUAGUAUAACCCCUUUAACAAAAAGUAGAGGAUCGCGACGCAGGAGACCAAUUAAACAAAAACAUCGGAAGCGUCCAAAUAAAAUGGGAGAACGAAAACUGAAGAUUCGUGAUCUGUCUAAGCAAUUAUUUUACUACCAAAGAUCUCCCAAUUUUUGUGAAAAGGAUCAAGCUGCUGACAUUGCUGGUACAACAGGACGUAGAUGUAACAGGACAAGCUCAUCUGGGGAUGGAUGUGCAUCUUUGUGUUGUGGUAGGGGUUACAAUGUUGUGCGACAACGUAGAGUUGAAAAGUGUCGCUGCAAAUUCUACUGGUGUUGUUUUGUUCAAUGUCAAAAUUGUACAAUUGAAGAAUGGAUUACAGUUUGUAAGUGAAUGUCAGUCACAUAAAGAACAUAUAAGUAGAUAAAUUGCGCGGUUGUAAUCAAAGUAUAAAGAACUCAAAUUAAGUGUUAUAUUCUUUUCGAAAAAACUUUUUCGAUUACACGUAUUUCUCUAUUCAACUAAAAACUUGAAAUUGCACAAAUAUAUUCUCUUAUAUAUUACAUUUGAAAUAAUUUUGCCAAGGUUAUUUCAAGUGUCAUGGAAAUAACAGGAAGUAAAAAUCAGAUAUAUAGUAUAUCCUAGUAUUGACAAAGCUAAAAUUGUGGCACGAGUCACACGUUUCUGCUCGAAAAAACAAUAUUUAAAUUUCAUAAAACUUUUUGUACUCUGCUUCUAAGUUGUACAUAAUAUUACCUGAAUAUCAAGGCUAUGUUACAUAGGAGAUUAAUAAUAUUACACGGAGAAAUCAAGUUUUAGCUAUUUUAUUCAUUAUUUUAAUAACUAUCUUAGUCAACUUUAGUCGCACUUGUGUGACUAUACCACUUUUCUCCUCAUGUACGAUGCAGUAUGACAGUGAUAUCACAAAACACUUAAAAUAUCUAUUACAUUGUAAUAUUACACGUAAUGUUGCUGCAUUACAUGUAACAUUUACGGUAAUAUUGCUAUAAUAUAAAAUGUUAUGUUGAGAAACUUUUCAUUCCACAAAAGGAAACAACUUGAUUCCGAAAUAUUCAUAAACUUUGAAACAUAUAUUUUGGAAUAUUAAUAAGAAUUUUAUAAUGCAUACCUGAAGGAAUUUAAAAGUAAAUGAAUUAAAAGCGACAACUCAAAAAUUUAGACGCAGUAACUAAAAAAAUAUAACCAUUGUUUUUAGGAAAAAUGUUGACCAAAGAAUUUAUUUUUUACAUGAAAAAAAAUUGUUUCGAAAAAAGUACUCCACUAUUUCAGUAACCUACGAUACGAGGGCCAGUGUCGUAGGUAUUCCAGAAUUUUUAGUGAGAAGUACACAAUGUUAAGUUAAUACUACGAAACUUUUUAGGAAAACCUAAAAAUAAUUGAGUAAUUUCUUUCUGUACUUUCUCAAAGGAAAUUUAGUAUUUUCUAAAAAGUCAGAAAAAUCAUUACGAAAUCAUUACGAAUUACGAUGGAGUAUUAAAACUCUGGCGAGGAGUACUGCGUUACAGGUGGUAGGAUAGCGUUACUUUGAUUUUAGUUUGAAGCUGCAUCACAUUUGGGAGAGCAGUUUUUCCAAAAAGUAUCUGACCCAGAAGUAGGUCUGAAGUUGCUUGAACAUGGUUCGCCAACUCGCCUAAAAAGGAGAGCAACUCUCCGAAUAUAUUUAUUUUAUUUAUUUGUUUGCUUUAAUACAGCAUUUACGCGCAUUUGGCGAAUGAAAAAUGUAAGAAAAUUUCUAUUUAUGAUUCCUUCUUGGAAUAUUCAUCAUGUUCAUUUUAGUAGAAUGUGACGAAAUAUUUUGUAUUAUUUCCAAAAGGGUUUAUUACUUAUCCAAAAAGACAAGUUUGAAUUUCUGUUGAAAUGGUCGCGAUUUUCUGUGUUACUGAAUUAUAAUCCGUACUUUCUCCAGAACAAUUUCUUGCCGUGUAAUUCCUUUUUAUUGAAAAUUUUUUCAAAUUUGUAACUUGUUCCUUCUCAUUUUUAUCCAUCCUAUUCCUGAAAUACAAAUUUUCAAACUAUAUUUGCAGUGACAACUACACGGAAAGAAAGAAAUAUUAUUGAGCAUAAUAUUGUUGCGUUAUGCAAUGAAAUGGAAAGGACAACUUUUCGCAUGGAAAAAGUUUCCAAAUACUAUGGAUGUGUGAGCCAUAUUAUAUUGUCGCAUAUGAGAUAUGGAUGUGCCAACCAUAUUUAUAGUUGAGCUUACCAAUUCAGAUACAUGGAUUAUCACAUAUGUGGGGCUGUUUAUUCUAUGUUUCUAUGCUUCGGAGAUUCAUAUUUAGUUGAAAAUUUAAAAUUUUUGAUAAAUAGUGCGCUCAAGUUAUUUUCACGACACC
Molecule: messenger RNA, 4322 nt
Organism: Leptopilina heterotoma
Lineage: Eukaryota; Metazoa; Arthropoda; Insecta; Hymenoptera; Figitidae
Gene: Wnt10
Product: protein Wnt-10a
Exons: 4
Coding region: 1180-2361 (393 amino acids)
Biological process (GO): neuron differentiation; cell fate commitment; canonical Wnt signaling pathway
Cellular component (GO): extracellular region
Molecular function (GO): cytokine activity; frizzled binding
Source: RefSeq, a predicted model, not a curated record